UGCAGUGGGGUAGAAGACAGCCUGGGACCAUGGAGCUCAGUGUCCUCCUCUUCUUUGCAGUCCUCAUGGGCCUCUUGCUACUCCUGGUCAAGGGCCGCCCAAGCACCCGUGGCUACCUCCCGCCAGGUCCCCAUCCUCUGCCCUUCUUGGGGAAUCUUCUGCAGAUGGACAGAGGAGGGCUACUCAAGUCCUUCCUGAGGCUCCGAGAGAAAUACGGGGAUGUCUUCACGGUAUACCUGGGACAGAGGCCCGCGGUCAUGCUGUGUGGGAUAGAGGCCAUAAAGGAGGCCCUGGUGGACCAGGCUGAGGACUUCUCUGGCCGGGGCAAAAUCGCCACUGUGGAGCCAGUCCUCCAGGGAUAUGGCGUGGUCUUUGCCAACGGGGACCGCUGGAAGGCCCUCCGGCGAUUCUCUGUGGCUACCAUGAGGGACUUCGGGAUGGGAAAGCGGAGCGUGGAGGAGCGGAUUCAGGAGGAGGCUCAGUGUCUGGUGGAGGAGCUGCGGAAAUCCAAGGGAGCCCUCCUGAACCCCAUUUUCCUCUUCCACUGCAUCACCUCCAACAUCAUCUGCUCCAUUGUCUUUGGAAAACGCUUUGACUACAAAGAUGAAGAGUUUCUGAGGCUGCAGGACCUGUUCUACCAGUCUUUCUCACUCGUCAGCUCUUUAUAUGGCCAGGUCAGAGAGAUGGAGAGGGACAGGGAGGGGAAGCGCAUUUGUGUUGGUGAAGGCAUCGCCAAGGCCGAAUUGUUCCUCUUCUUCACCACCAUCCUCCAGAACUUCUCCCUGGCCAGCCCCGUGGCACCUGAGGACAUCGACCUCACACCCCAGAAGAGUGGUGUGGGCAAAAUACCCCCAAGAUACCAGAUCCGCUUCCUGCCUCGCUGAAGGGGCUGAGGGAAGGGGGUAAAAGAUUCCAGGGUCAUUAAGUGUCUCCACCUCCAAAAACAAUGGCCCUGAUUCCCUCCACAGCUCCCUGCCUCUGAGAGACCUACUGCGAGCCCGUGUCCUUCCCCCUCCACAGCGUCUGCUGUCUGAGCUGACGUCGCUAGUAGUGGAGGAGCAGGAUUCACACUCAGGCUCUAGAACCCAAACUUCAUCACAGCCCCCUCUUUUUCAUACACAUAUUUUUAAAUUAAGAGCAAAUUCACAUAAGAUAAAAUUAACCAUUUACAAUGUGAGACGUAGUGGCAAUGUUCAUUCACAAUGUUGUCCAACCAGCGGCACGUAGUUCCAAACAUUUUUAGCAUCCUCCCCGGAUGAUCAAACUACAACCCAGGCCUAUUAAGCAGUCACACCCGUUACCUAUUCCCCACUGGCCCCCAGAAAACUCCAAUCUGCUUUCUGUUCCUGUGGACUUACCUAUUCUGGAUAUU
Propithecus coquereli (Coquerel's sifaka) is the source of this 1372-nucleotide messenger RNA. Its product is annotated as cytochrome P450 2B6-like. Gene Ontology annotation, molecular function: oxidoreductase activity, acting on paired donors, with incorporation or reduction of molecular oxygen, reduced flavin or flavoprotein as one donor, and incorporation of one atom of oxygen; iron ion binding; heme binding. The transcript is spliced from 5 exons. Gene Ontology annotation, biological process: xenobiotic metabolic process. Bases 30 to 884 code for a protein of 284 amino acids. Gene Ontology annotation, cellular component: intracellular membrane-bounded organelle; cytoplasm. NCBI's taxonomy places the organism in Eukaryota, Metazoa, Chordata, Mammalia, Primates, Indriidae. The record is from RefSeq and is a predicted model, not a curated record.